UCUCUCUCUCUCUCUCUCUCAACAUGGCCCCAAUUCUCCUCCUUGGUCCCCCAGAAGUUCACCUCCCCAAAAACCCAAAUUCCAGCAAUCCCCAUCAUGAAACCCUGAAAUCUGGCUACCCCCAAAACAAAACCCAAAAUACCAGUGACCCAUUCAUGGACCUCCUAAACCAAUACUCUGGGAAAGUGCUCAUGGGUCGAACUGAAAACAACUCUGCCACCUUCCUAACAACUGGGAACCCAUGCCUUGACUUCUUCUUCCACAUUGUUCCCAAUACUCCGCCUGAAAAAGUCACUCACCUUCUCUCUCUGGCUUGGAAUCAUGAUUCUCUGACUACCCUCAAACUCAUUGCUCAGCUCCAAGGAGUUCGAGGACAAGGCAAAUCAGAUCGAGAAAAUUUUUACACAGCUGCACUGUGGCUUCACCAAAACCACCCAAAAACCCUAGCCAAAAAUAUCCACUUCUUUGGGGAGUUUGGAUAUUUAAAGGACUUGCCUGAGAUCCUGUUUCUACUGAUUGAAGGACAUGAUGCUCGAAAACUAAGAAGAGAAGAGCACCAACGAAGGAAGAGUGAAUCAAAGAAGAAAUAUGCAUUUCGCUGGAUAUUCCGCCGACGGAGAAGGAUCAAAAUAUUCCCGAGUCGUAGACAGAAAACGGCAAAUCCAGUCAAGAAAUCGAACCGCCCAAGAGAAGAUCGUGUGGCUGAGGCGCUUGCGAAGGGCAGGGCUUUGAAGGCCAAAGCCAAGGAAGAGAAAGAACAGAAGCAGUUAAGACAUGCAAGAAGAGCAUUGGAGAGGUAUAAUUCUGACCCCCAAUACAGAUAUCUCCAUGAUAGGAUUUCAGAAACUUUCGCCAACUUAUUGGCCUCUGACCUAAACCAUACAAAUUCUGGUAAUACCAAAUCCCUGAGCCUCGCAGCCAAAUGGUGCCCAUCUUUGGACUCUUCGUAUGAUCGAAUAACCCUAAUUUGUGAGAGUAUCGCAAAGAGGAUCUUCCCUAAAGACUCAGACCCUGAAUACAAGCUUUUAGAGGAGAGGUAUUAUGCCUACAGGGUUCGAGAUAGGCUGAGAAAAGAUGUGCUCGUGCCUCUUCGAAAAGCCCUUCAGCUCCCCGAAAUCUAUAUGAGCACAAAUCGAUGGAGCACUCUACCUUAUGAUAGAGUAGCCUCAGUGGCCAUGAAAACCUACAAGAAGCUCUUUCGAAAGCAUGAUGCAGAGAGGUUUGAGAGCUUUCUAGGAGAAGUAAAGAGAGGGGAGAAGAAGAUAGCAGCUGGGGCUUUGCUUCCUCAUGAGAUAUUGGCUUCUGGUGAAGACCAGGUGGCUGAGCUUCAAUGGAGGAGAAUGGUUGAAGACAUGAAGAAGCACGGGAAGCUUAGCAACUGCUUAGCUGUUUGUGAUGUUUCAGGAUCCAUGACAGGUACACCGAUGGAGGUCUGUGUAGCCUUAGGGCUUCUGGUUUCAGAUCUUAGCGAAGAGCCAUGGAAGGGGAGUGUGGUAACUUUCUCAUGCAAUCCCCAAAUACACAAAAUUGAAGGGGAAACUAUCUUUGAGAGAAAAGAGUUCGUGGAAAGAAUGGAGUGGGGCUACAACACUGAUUUUCAAAAGGUUUUUGAUCUGCUUUUGAAGGUUGCAGAAAGCGGGGGGUUGGAGAGAGAGAAGAUGAUAAAGAGGUUAUUUGUUUUCAGUGAUAUGGAGUUUGAUCAGGCCUCUAUGAGGAAUUGGGAGACUGAUUAUAUGGUGAUAGAGAGGAAGUUCCGAGAGGGAGGAUAUGGGAAGCCUCCUCAGAUUGUGUUUUGGAACCUUAGGGACUCGAGCUCUAUCCCAGUUGUGAGUGGGCAAGAAGAGGUGGCACUAGUGAGUGGUUCAAAGAAUUUGCUAGAGGGGUUCAUGGAUAAUGGAGGAGAGAUAAACUCUGAGCUCAUAAUGCAGGCUUCUAUAACAGGGAAGCUUUUUGAUAAACUAGUUGUCAUAGACUGAACCAGCUUCUUCAACGUAAACAAUUAAGGAAUGACUUGAAUGAAAUGAUUUUUAUAUUUUCCUGAGAA
This is a messenger RNA of Amborella trichopoda, 2044 nucleotides long. The record is from RefSeq and is a predicted model, not a curated record. NCBI's taxonomy places the organism in Eukaryota, Viridiplantae, Streptophyta, Magnoliopsida, Amborellales, Amborellaceae.